Panthera uncia (snow leopard) is the source of this 5558-nucleotide messenger RNA. It is a transcript of the gene ADGB, whose product is annotated as androglobin. The transcript has 36 exons. The coding region runs from base 437 to 5416 and encodes 1659 amino acids. Gene Ontology annotation, molecular function: protein binding; calcium-dependent cysteine-type endopeptidase activity. The record is from RefSeq and is a predicted model, not a curated record. Gene Ontology annotation, biological process: proteolysis. NCBI's taxonomy places the organism in Eukaryota, Metazoa, Chordata, Mammalia, Carnivora, Felidae.
UCCGCGGGGAGAAGACCUGGAGAGAGGCGACAUCGCAUAAUAAUCCAUCUUUAAAUAACUGAAAAUCCAAGAGAGAAUAAAUAGUGUGUAUGGCUCUGAAGAGUAAAGCCAGGUAGAGCGGACCUGAUACACGGCUGCAAUUUUUCAGAGCUGCCCAUCAAUCCUAGCGUCAAAUCCAGUCCCUCCGAGUUCCUCCCCGGACACCCAACUGCUAGGUUCCCACCUGGAUUUGGAGACCUGAACUCACCGCGUCAGCGGCCCCACCCGCGGCCGCAGAGUCGCUGUGGAGGAGCCGGGAUCUGCCCCCGCCCGGCCGCAGACGCUUGGCCGCCGUCUCCUGGCAACAGCAGACGCGGAGCCGGGCCGAGCCCGAGGCCGGCUGCUCGCUCCGAGCUCAGUCCGCGCAGGGGUCCUGGGGCCUGAGUCCGCCUCUGCCAUGGCCUCCAAACAAGCCAAAAAGAGAGAAGUGCAUCGUAUCAAUUCGGCGCACGGAUCGGAUAAAUCUAAAGAUCAGUACCUUUUUGGCGGUAAUGUGCAACCUGGCUCCGUUGAGCAGAAGAAGGGGAAGUUCCCGAUCUGGCCAGAAUGGAAUGAAGCCGACAUAAAUGCAGAAAAGUGGGAUGCAGGCAAAGGUGGAAAAGAAAAGGAUAAAAUGGGAAAAAGCCCUGUAUUUCAUUUUUUUGAAGACCCUGAAGGAAAGAUUGAAUUGCCACCAUCGUUGAAAAUUUAUUCCUGGAAGCGUCCACAGGAUUUUUUAUUUAAUCGGACUCCAGUAGUUGUGAAAAAUGAAAUCCUGUUUGACUUGUUUUCAGCAAAUGAACAUUUACUCCGCAGUGAGCUGAUGAGAUGGAUUAUCAGUGAAAUCUAUGCAGUGUGGAAGAUAUUCAAUGGAGGCAUUUUGAACAAUUAUUUCAAAGGGACCACAGGGGAGCCUCCUUGUCUUGCCUGGAAGCCCUGGGAACAUAUCUACUCUCUGUGCAAGGCUGUGAAAGGUCACAUGCCCUUAUUCAAUAGCUACGGAAAGUAUGUUGUGAAACUUUACUGGAUGGGUUGUUGGAGAAAGAUAACUAUUGAUGACUUUCUGCCUUUUGAUGAAGACAACAAUCUAUUGCUUCCAGCCACAACCUAUGACUUUGAACUCUGGCCAAUGCUUUUGUGUAAAGCUAUCAUUAAGCUGGCAAAUGUUGACAUCCAUGUAGCCGAGAGGAGAGAAUUAGGGGAGUUCACGGUGAUUCAUGCGCUUACCGGAUGGUUACCAGAAGUGAUUCCUCUCCACCCAGGAUAUACGGACAAAGUUUGGGAGCUCUUGAAAGAAAUAUUGCCUGAGUUUAAGCUGUCAGAUGAGUCCAGCUCUGAAAGCAAAACAACUGUUGUAGAUACCAAAUUAAAAGAGGCAGGGAAAGAAGUGAAGAAUGGCAAAGAAAUGAAAGAUGGCAAAGAAUUCAAACUUGACACUUCAGUGACAGCAUUAAAGGCACCUGAGAAAAGUGACAAAGUUCCAAAGGAAAAAGCAGAUGCAAAAGACCUUGGGAAGAAGAAGAGUAAAAAUGGAGACAAAGAAAAGGAAAAGGAAAAAUUCAAAUGGUCACUUCAUGGUUCAAGACCCUCAUCAGAUGUACAAUACUCUCUGCAGUCUCUGUCAGAUUGUUCUUCAGCAACACAGUCUGCUCACAUGGUUGUAUAUGCUACCUUUACACCCCUCUAUUUGUUUGAAAGGAAGAUCUUUUCGUUAGAAAAAGUGGCUGAUUCUGCCGAGAAGCUGAGACAAUAUGGACUUUCCCAUAUCUGUAGCCAUCCUGUGCUGGUGACUAGAACUAGGUCUUGCCCUCUCAUAGCACCUCCAAAGCCACCUCCCAUACCUGCCUGGAAAAUCUUUCGUCAAAAAAAGGAAACUGUUAUAACAGAUGAAGCUCAAGAAACAAUAAUAAAGAAGCCCGAACAGUUUCUUGAAAUUUCAAGUCCAUUUUUGAAUUAUAGGAUGAAUCCGUUUGCAAUUCCAACAGUAACUCAUUUUGUACAAUAUUUUAUCAAGAAAGGGGUACCUCCAGGAUCUGGUUUAUCUUCCCUUACUGAAAAUGAUGAAACCAUCACCUUUAGCCAGCCAGACUUAAUUCAGUUGACAGGAACAGUAUCUCAGGGAAACAUUACUUCGCAAGUUAUACCUGGAAAAGAAGAGCUAACAGAACUUGGAUUAAAUGACACAGCUCAUCAAGGUGAAGGACUUAGUUUGGAAAGAGAUUUAGUCAGCCAGAUGACAGCAACACAGGAAAAAUCACAAGAGGACCUCCCAACAAUAAAUAAUAGCGUUUCUAAAGAAAUAUGGUUAGAUUUUGAAGACUUCUGUGUAUGCUUUCAGAAUAUAUAUAUUUUUCACAAACCAAGUUCAUAUUGCCUUAACUUUCAAAAAACAGAAUUCAAGUUCUCAGAUGAACGCGUGUCCUACUAUCUGUUUGUGGAUAGUCUGAAACCCAUUGAACUGCUGGUUUGCUUUUCUGCACUGGUACGAUGGGGAGAAUCUGGAGCUUUAACAAAAGACAGCCCCCACGUAGGGCCUGGACUGCUUACAGCGGAAUCCCUUUCCUGGAAAUCUCUGAGGCCACGAGAUCUUGUUUUGAAGAUUCAUACGUAUGCCACCAAGGCUGCGGUGGUCCGGCUGCCUGUUGGGAGACAUAUGCUUCUCUUCACCGCAUACUCCUCCGUGGGGCAUUCCAUACACAUCUGCAGCAUGGUGACUUUUGUCAUUGGGGACGAAGAUGCCGUGCUACCCAACUUUGAGCCGGAGAGCUACCGAUUCACAGAGCAGUCUCUAAUAAUUUUGAAAGCUGUUGGAAAUGUGAUUGCUAGUUUCAAAGAUAAGGCUAAACUUCCUGUGGCUCUGAAGGAUUUACAAACAGCUCACUACCCUAUUCCCCUCCACAAUAAAGAACUAACAGCACAACACUUCAGGGUUUUUCAUAUUUCUUUAUGGCGCUUAAUGAAAAAAACUCAACUAACAAAACCUCCUCCCAAUUUUAAGUUUGCCUUUCGUGCUUUGGUUCUGGAUUUAGAGUUACUUGAUUCCUCCAUGGAAGAGGCCUCUUUAGUGGAAUGGGUAGACGUGAAAUAUUCUGUACCCAUAAGUGAUAAAGAAUAUUCUCCUGAGGACGUAGCAGCAGCGAUUAAAAUUCAAGCCAUGUGGAGAGGGACUUAUGUCAGAUUACUUAUGAAAGCUAGAACACCAGACACAAAGGAAAAUACCAGUGUUGCAGAUAUGCUUCAAAGAGUUUGGGCUAUAUUGGAGCUGAAUAUAGAACAGUAUGCAAUUUCUCUCUUAAGACUAAUGUUUAAAAGCAAGUGCAAGUCUGUUGAAUCUUAUCCGUGCUAUCAAGAUGAAGAAACUAAGAUUGCUUUUGCCGACUAUACUGUGACAUAUGCAGACCAGCCACCAAAUAGUUGGUUUAUAGUAUUCAGAGAAACAUUUUUGUUUCCUCAAGAUAUGAUUUUGCUUCCCAAAGUAUAUACCACGCUUCCAGUCUGCACGCUCCACGUUGUUAACAAUGACACAAUGGAACAAGUGCCGAAAGUGUUCCAAAAAGUGGUGCCUUAUCAUUAUACAAAGAAUAAGAAAGGCUACACAUUCGUGGCUGAAGCAUUUACUGGUGACACAUAUGUAUCGUCCUCACGUUGGAAACUGCGCCUCAUUGGUUCUUAUAACCCACUCCCAUGCCUAUCUCGAGACUCUCCAAACAAUACCUUCACCAUAAAGGAAAUCAGGGAUUACUACAUACCCAACGACAAGAAAAUUUUAUUCAGGUAUUCAGUUAAAGUUGCUUCACCACAUCCUGUUACAGUGCACGUACGGACGUCCAAAUCAGAUGCAUUCAUCAAGCUACAGGUCUUAGAAAAUGAGGAAACUAUUGUCAGCUCCAUUGGGAAAGGCCAGGCUAUAAUCCCAGCAAUUAACUUCUUGGGGAGUGAAAAAGUUGUGAGCUCCCAGUCUAGCAAGCAGAUUCUUGCAGUGCAGACUUCAUCCAAGAAGGAGCAAGAAUUGUACACUAAGAAGAAAUCCACCCAGGGAAGUCAGAAAUCCUAUAAGGGUCGAACUGUAAGUGCAACAACAGUAGACACUGGUCAGCCUAUUUUGGACGAGGAACCUAUCAGUAUGCCCACCAUAGAAGAAAAUGCUAGCAUGCCACAGCAGGUUAACAAGUACAUUAUACAGUGUUUGGUGUUGUAUAACAGUUGGCCUCUCACCGAAAGUCAGAUGACGUUUGUUCAAGCACUAAAAGAAAUGGAGAAAAAUGAUAGCAAAGUUCAUGGAGAGAAACAUGAGGAAUUAAUUACCUUAGGAAGCCCAGAUUCCCAUACUAUUAGUGAGGGGCAAAAAUCUUCAGGAACUUCCAAAACAAGAAAAGGCAAAGAGAGGUCCUCGGAGAAAGAAAAGUUAGCCAAAGAAAAACAAGCACCUCGCUUUGAGCCUCAGAUAUCCACUUUUCACCCUCAACAAGAAGACCCAAAUAAACCCUACUGGAUUUUGAGGCUGGUCACCGAGCACAACGAAGCAGACAGUUUCGAAGUGAAAAAAGAUACCGAACGAGCAGAUGAAAUCCGAGCCAUGAAGCAAGCCUGGGAGAUGACUGAGCCUGGAAGGGCUAUCAAGGCUUCCCAGGCUCGCCUGCAUUACCUCAGCCGGUUCAUUAGGAAAAUUCCGGAUGCUGAGAGUGUGCCUAUGUCUGAAAGCCAAACUAAAGCACCAGAGGACGUUGAAACAUCUUCAAGUGCCAUAAAAGAGCCAGACGCAAAGGGUUCCAUGAGUUCAGAGAGCAAAGAUAUCCCGCCGUUGGGGAGUAUGCUGUGGAAGAAGUGGCAGAUGACCAGGGGCUUGAAGGACUGGUCAAAACUGGUGAGCAGCGAAAUUGGAGGAACGUCUCUAGCAGGGAAGGAGGAACAGACGGUGCGGAAGGAAAAUAUCAGGCCUCGUUCGCGAUCCCCAACAAUUUUGGAAAUGUCUCCACAACUUAUUCGAAAAGCACUAGAAUGUGUAGACAUAACACAAUAUGUACGAAAAACAAGAGACGCUGAUCCUGUGCUACAAACAGAGGAUCUGAACCAGCAGCAGGCAAUGCAAAAGGCAGAAGAGGUUCACCAGUUCCGACAGUAUAGGACCAGAGUACUCAGCAUUCGAGACACUGAGCAAGAGGAACAGCUGAAAAUAAAGGAUAAAAUCCUGGAGAUGUAUGGGGAAAUGCGGGACUCCUUAGAUGAAGCCCGGCAGAAGAUCUUCAGUGUCCGGGAAGAGUAUAGAAAGAAGUUGCUGGAAGCUGAGCGCCUAAGAUUGGAAGCUCUGGCUGCGGAGGAAGCAGCAAGUUGGGCGGAGACAGAAAAGAAGACGCCGCUUCCUGACACACGGGAAAAGAAGAAAGGAAAGAAGAAGUAACCAGAAGGAGCCCAAAACUCACCUUCUUCUGAAGAGGAAAAUCCCUUUAUUUGUUUAUUUAUUUAUUUUUUUUAGUGAUCUAUAACCUUUCCUGUUGAUAAGGUAUUAGGCCAAUAGAAAAUAGAAGUUUUCCUUCUCAGAA